Molecule: messenger RNA, 6488 nt
Organism: Solea senegalensis (Senegalese sole)
Lineage: Eukaryota; Metazoa; Chordata; Actinopteri; Pleuronectiformes; Soleidae
Product: LON peptidase N-terminal domain and RING finger protein 3-like
Exons: 12
Coding region: 135-2369 (744 amino acids)
Biological process (GO): protein ubiquitination
Molecular function (GO): ubiquitin-protein transferase activity; protein binding
Source: RefSeq, a predicted model, not a curated record
UCCAUUGAGAGUAUGAGUGGUCCACUUCCUGGACCGGAGCAUGGUGGUCAGGACUUGUAGUGUCGUGGAUGGAUGUUGACGGACACAUAUGCUCCUCACCACUGAUGCAGAGGUGAUAGGACUCGCUGCCUGCCAUGAGGACAGAGAGGGGAAGCAUGCUGCAACUCGCAGCGGAGGCUUUCCGGUCCAAGAACUUCGACUUGGCGGCGGAUAUUUACGAGUGUCAGCUGGUGGGAGUCGGAGACCCGGGGAACCGACAGGAGCUGAUGGUGAAGUGGGCUGACGCCCUCGCUCUUGGGGGUAAAUUCCCCGAAGCUUUCGCGGUCUACCGGCAAGCCUCAGAGAUAGAGAGUCUGACACCUGGUCAGCUGGAAAACCUCAUAGAAUUUUUAUCGGGGAGUAUCAGGAGGCAGGACGCGGGUGAAAGCCGGAGCUGUAGCCCGGGGAGAGGAGGAGAGGAGGCGGCGGCGGCUACUGCUGUCGUUCGCCCCGCUGUCGGUGCCACAGGUUGCGGGCGUCCGGACUUCUCCUGCCCGAUAUGUCUGAGCUUUCUGUUCGAGCCCGUGACUUUGCCGUGCGGACACUGCUUCUGUAAGAAGUGUCUGGAGCGGGAGAAGAAGGGGAAGAUUUGUAAGCAGUGCGGGGACAGCAGCGUGCCCGCCGGGCUCCACAGUGAGUACCGGGUCAACGUGAUCCUCAGCGGUCUGUUGACCAAGUGCUUCCCGAACCUGCAGCAGGCAGGCCGGCUGAGGCGCGAGGGCAACGGGCUGUACGCUGAGAGGAAGAUGGAAGCCGCGCUGGAGAAAUACAACCAAGCCAUAAUGAUGGCACCAAUGGACCACAUCCUCUUCAGUAAUCGCUCCCAGAUCCACUCAAGUCUAAAACACUAUGAGAAGGCUCUCAAAGACGCAGAGAUGGCCUGCAGACUAAAGCCUCUCUGGUCUAAGGGUCACAUCCGUAAGGCCCAGGCACUGGUGUCGCUGGGCAGAGCAGAGGAAGCCCUGAGAGAGUACCUGGUCUGUUUGUCCAUGGAGCCUGACUGUAGACUGGCUAAGACCGAGUCUUACAAGCUCCUCAGUCAUCUGCUGGCUCCAGUCAUGGAUCAGGUCCCUGAGCACAUCUUAGACUUCUCCAACAUACUGUCUUCCAGAGCACACAUCAAAAACAACAUCCCUUCCAGUGCUCCCUUCCAGACUCUUAAUCCUAACAUAUUGCCAUCCGAGUCCAGGCGAACCUCCAGUCCUCCUGCACAAGAGAUGUCAGAUUGCAGCAAGGAUAAAGGUCUAGGAAAACCUGACACCUGGAGGUCCAUUCACAGUUUUAUGCUGAAGCGCAAACGAAGGAACUCGGAGGAGGACGAGAAGGUGGACGGGCAGAGACGGGGGAGGGGCGAUGAACACAAGCGAUUCAGAUCUGAGUCAACGGCUGAGACUGAUUCACUGGGUUCUGAGAUCGCUUCUGUCUUGGACCCGACAGAUCUGGAGUGUUCCCUUUGUAUGAGACUGUUCUAUGAGCCAGUGACGACGCCGUGCGGUCACACCUUCUGUCUUCGGUGUUUGGAGCGCUGUCUGGACCACAACCCAAAGUGUCCUCUCUGUAAAGAACAGCUGUCUGAGUACCUGGUCCAGAGACAGUACUCUAAGACCCUAUUAGUGGAGAAUCUGAUAUCCAAGUAUCUUCCCUCUGAGCUCAUGGAGAGACAGAAGGUCCACCAGGAGGAAAUGGCUGAGUUCUCCAAUCUGAACAAGAAUGUGCCUAUAUUCGUGUGCACCAUGGCCUUCCCCACUGUGCCCUGUCCCCUCCAUAUCUUCGAGCCAUGCUACAGACUGAUGAUUCGCCGAUGCAUGGAGACGGGAACCAACUGCUUUGGCAUGUGUCUAGCAGACAACCUGAAGGGAUUUGCAGACUACGGCUGCCUGUUGGAGAUCUGUGAUGUCAAGUUCUUCUCUGAUGGUCGUUCAGUGGUGGACACCAUUGGCAGACGGAGAUUCAAAAUCAUCAAGCACAAAGAGAGGGAUGGAUACAAUACAGCUGAUAUAGAGUACCUGGAGGACACCAAGGUGGAAGGUGAAGAAGAGCGUGAGCUGCAGUCUCUGCAUGAUUCAGUAUAUGACCAGGCCCUGGUCUGGGUCAACUCCCUGAGGGCUGAGCAGAAGGCACGCAUCGAAGGACACUUUGGACCCAUGCCUGAGAAAGACUCCGAACUGCAGGCAUGUCCAAACGGUCCAUCAUGGUGUUGGUGGUUACUAGCUGUUCUUCCAUUAGAGGGCCGAGCUCAGCUGCCAUUCCUGGCCCUCACCUCUCUGAAAGAUCGUCUCAGCGGUAUGCGCAAGGUGCUGCUCUUCAUCACCCAGAGCAGACAUCGGUGACGAGCUCUGUCAAAGUAUUCACCCACCUGUCAAACGCAGUAACCACCUUCCCUGCAUACACCCUUGCCCCAAAGCAGCGGUUGACCUGCUGCUCCUCCUCUUUGAUGCACAAAAAACUGACAGUUCAUUUUGUUGCAUCUUCCCCAUUUUGAAACCAUUCAUUUCAGAAAUCCUUCAGAAAUCGGCGCUGGAUUUCAGCUGCACCUCGGCAGCGAGAUGAAAUGCAUCUUAGUAAACAGACUUCUUCCUUUCAUAAUGUUGUCAACGCAUCUCACAGAGAAGUUACCACGUUAAGCUACAGUCAGACAGGAGGGAAAAUGGGGUUGCAGAAUCGUCACCUUCCAUUGUAACAUUUGAUCAUCGAUCAUUUGUCGAUGUCAGUGCUAAUGUACACGAGCUGGGUGUACUUUUUUGUUUUAACACCUCAAUGUAAACAGCAACAAGCUGUUGUGCUGAAAUGUCUUCAUCUGUCUCUGCGCCAGUGUUGCCUUUCUGGCCUUUCACCAUUUUUGUAGUUCUCUGCUCUUCCUCUUGCAUACAUGUGCGUGUGUGCAAUGACACGUCUACUUCCUUGCAGUGCAGCUGCCUGUCUCAUCACAGCUUUAAAGCCUAGAUGAGGAAAGUUCAGAAUCAAAUCUAUUGUAAUGGACAACGGACAUUAUUUUCGCAAAUUAAUGUCCCCCAUCCUGUAUAUCGUAAUAUAUACAUCACAUUUUUGCAAGAGACCAAACUGAAAAUGAUUUGUCUUUAAAUGCACUCACAUGUUCGUGAUUAACACAAAUACUGUUAAGUUAUGAUUGAAUGCAGUAAUUUAAACUUAUAUUUGGGAGUGAAAUUGGAUAUAGACACAGAUUCACAGAUAAUCUUGACUAUAUAUAGCAUAAAUAUGUUUCUCACCCUCCAUUUCUGUCUCAUCAAGCUGACUAUCAAUGGACUGAACUUUUACAUUAGUGUGCUUCAAGGCUUUUGUUAUUGUUUUAUUCAAUCAUUCAAUUUUUACCAUUAUUUAUAUUUAUCAUUAUUUAUGCAUGUAGUGAUAUUGUUUACAUUUUACAGAGAGGGAUGCUGUACUUUGCAAAAUAUCAUUUGACUCCAAACAUUAGCAACACUUAACCUGCUAACAUGGAGCUAACAUGGCUGCCAUUGAACAUUGCAGGGAACCUGAGGGCAUGUUCCCUCCCAGACCCACCACCGUUAAGAUCACUGAUGACCUAGAUCUCUGUAGCAUAUUUAUGGGUCUGUCAUAAUCCAAGCGAUACAGUAGUACUUUGAUUUUACACAUUUGGAUUCCCUCAUUGUCAGCAGCCUCUCUGUUGCCUGUAUAUUUAAACUCCUAAUGCCACAAGAAGUUCCCCUGAGUAUUUAUUGUGACUUAUUUUGCACUUCCAUUCAAAGUAAGGGAAAUAAAUGGCACAAAUAAGAGUUUUUGUAUGUAUUUCCACCAUGACAGGAGCGUACUACAUUAUGGAUAACCACAGGAUAAAGUUAAAUCACCUGCCAGUUAAAUGAAUCCCUAAGUCUAUGCCAUUUUGCAUUUUGAACAUGACCGAUUAAGAUCUAUGUUCAAUUGACUGUGACAUGCUGUUCAUUUAGUAAACGAUAGUAGUGCCUUCUAUACAGAGAAAUGCUGUGGAACUAUUAUUAUCUAUAUACAAACGUGGUAAAUUGUACCCGUGUGAAUGGAAAAUUUUGCAUUGAAAAUAUUGUUUCAACGGGAAGAAGGAAAAAAUCAAAAAUGGAACAAAAGGAGCUCUUUUUGAAAGAUAUUCCUUUAAAACAUAGUUUUGAGGGGAGAAAAUAUGUUUUAAAUACUGAGGCCUUGCUGCUGUGCACAACUGUUUUUACAUUGCUCCUCUCUGGAGAAUGUUGAGCUUUUGUCUUUAUGUUAUAUACAUGUGUUUGAUUUAAUGUUGCCAUGUCAAUCAGGUUCUUUGUACUUCAUAACUAUUAUAAUGUAUAAAAAAUUCACCUCAUUUCAUAUGUAAAAGUACAUGGAGUGUUAUGUCAAAUUAUCUACAUUUAUAAUUAUCUUCUGAAAGGGCCAAAGCCAUGUAAUGCAUAAAGAUGUAACACUGAUACAAGUUUAAUAACAUAUUUUUUAUAUAUUUUUCCCAGUGUUAUUUGUUGACAUAGAAUAUGGCAUUAUUUUAGUUGUGUGUUUUUUUUUCUUUUGGUUUGUUUUUUACAAUUACAAACAGCAAUACUGAAUAAAGUACUAUUGUAUGAUUUAAUGAGCCACAAAAUGUUUUUUGAAGAGGCAUUUUUAGUAAAACCAGUAUGUAAAUGUUAAUAAUACACAUUUCAUUUCCUGUUGCUAAUAAUAAUGACGAAUAAUGUUGCAUUAGUCUUAGUCAACUUAUCGGACUGGACAGGAAAGGGAAAAGCCUAAUGUGAUCACACGUUAAGCAUAAAAAACAUUCCAUAAAUAAUACAAAUUAUAGCCUUGUUUAUGGGUUAUGUCCUAAUGGGUAUAAAGUAAUGGGUAUAAAGUGCCAUUAUUUCUGAAUUUUCCCCAAAAAUAGUUAUUUGUUAAAAUAAUAAUGAUAACAACUCAAAGAGCUGCACUAUCAAAUUGGAAAUUAGUUUAUAGAUAUGUAAUGAUUAACUAAAAUACUUUUUACUUUAUUUUUUGAUAUUUUCUUUCAUUAAAGUUUCAUUGAAAAUGGUGGUAGCCACAUUCUUGUUAGGCUAGAAUUUUGUAAGCUAAUAAGCUAAUAGUUGUAACCAGAUGCUGGGUAGCUUAACUUGAUAAAUAACCCCCACAAAACCAAUUUUGUCCAAACAUUUGAAUGAACCAACAACACUAUGUUCAAUUAUUUAGAGUUUUAGAGGUGAAACACAUGAAAGUUAUACCAGUUUAACCUAAAUGUACCGCAUACUACAGCUUCCUUAUUAGCAUACAGACCUCAUGAUAUCCAGAUAGCUCUUCACAAAUAAAAUGAAUAAGUGUAGAAGACUAUGUUUAAACAAUUCUUCUAGACUGUAUGUAUGGGCUCACGCAUACAAUAUUAUUAAUGUAAUAUAAGUUUGUAGUCAUUCAUUCAUUCAUUUGACCCACAUUAGCAGCAAGUGCAGCAACUUUGAAUGUGACCAUUUUUACUAUUCUACUAUAUCCAUAGCCUUAAUUAAGGACUGUCUUAGAGGAAAAAAUAUGUGUUGGCAAACAGCACAGGUUAGAAGUGGAAGGUGGAAUAUAAAUACAUUGGCAUGAGUCUUGGUGUCAUCUUCUCCUUAAAGAGACAUAUGGCAAGGGGUUUUAACAUAUAAUUGGCAGACUACCGAUAUCUUCAAUGUAAUUCUUCCUAGUCUUACUCAUCCCAUUGACUUCACAGACAUCCGUAAUUAGUUUUCAACUACUUUUCUAGUCAGUAAUUCAAGUUCAAGCUAUUAUUCUCAAUUGAAGAUAUCUACAUUGUCAUUUUCAGAUAUGUUUUUAAAGAAGUUCUACCUCUGGUACCGUCCUUGAGCACAAGCAGAUUAGAGCAUCAAAAUCUGUGUCUCAAAAGUCAAACGUUGUACAGCGAUAAAGCCUGUGCUUAAAUGCACCAUUGUUAACACCUCAUAUGUAUCAUAUGUAUGUAACAUACAGUAUAUGAAAGUUUAUGUCACUUUAUUUGUGAUAAGUUUGAUUCUUAUCCAAAAUAUUUAAAUUAUUUGAGUGUCUGAUUUAUUAUCAGUGAUAACUUGAACAGCCUUUUGGAAAGAAAGUCACUUUUUUAGGCUUUCAUCGAAGUGAGGUUAAUAAAACCCUGGCUGCUGCUUCUCUUACACAACACGCUUGCUUUGUCAAAUAUUUGGCUUGUAAAUCCUUCACAAAUAAAAGCUUCACCGAGCACUUCUAACACACUCAAAUAUUCUCUAUGACCGGUUGACUCCAUGGCCUCUAAAUAUGUCGAGUUGAUUUGGCACAAGAUAAAUAUGUGUCUUGAAUUGUUCAGAUGUUUUCUGUACUUGUCUGCUUUUAUAGUAGAGUACAGUGUGAAGCUACAGUGUGUGAAUAAACCAAAAGGUUUGGGUAUGUGAUCCUAUAUUCUGCAUUUCUUUUUAAAGAGCAUUGGUUCAGGUCAUACGUCAUGGAGCAUGUGUUGAAUAAUUCACAGAAUAAACAAGCUAAUCUAA